Molecule: messenger RNA, 1563 nt
Organism: Symbiodinium sp. CCMP2456
Lineage: Eukaryota; Dinophyceae; Suessiales; Symbiodiniaceae
Source: the annotation of a GenBank genome assembly
AUGGUUUUCGGUGCGGCUAAGCCAAGACCCUUGCAGCCCACACGUGUGGGUUCCAAGGACUUCCAUCUGCAGACCCUGGUUGCUUCGCCUCCAAAGCAGGAGCCCCGAGCAGGGCACGAGUUUGCGGCCAUGAGGGCAUACUACUCAUCCCGCAUUAAAUCCGAUGACGAGCUUCGCCUCAAGGCUCCGCAACGCUUCCGAGUUCUUCUGAUUUCGGAGCCCACAGCCAGUGUCCUGGGUGAGACUCUGUGGGAGAUCUCCAUGCAGAUGGGAGGCGACAAUGAAGCCUCCACGGUCGUGGUAGAUGCGUUUGCUGGGCGUGCAACUGGAACCUUGGUGAAGUAUUCCGCAGCUUACUGGAGGUUUGCCAAAUGGGUCACCAGCAACAAGGUCGGCACCCCUCUUCGUCCGACCGAGACUCUGGCUUACAGGUACAUCUGCCACCUUCGAGAAAGCAAGUGCGGAGCUACAGCUGCUUCCACCUUCCUUCAAGCACUCAGCUACUUAUACAAAGUGGCUCGUGUUAAGGAGCCGAGCGUGGAUUUUCUCUUGUCCUCUCGCGUGCGAGGGGCCGCCCGGUCUAUGUUCGAGGGCAAGCGAUGCCUCAAGCAGGCACCUCCGCUCACUGUAGAAAUGGUUCGGGUUCUGGAGCAGACGGCGUGCCUCAGGGAUGGAAGUUACCUGACUUUGGUUGCGGGCCACCUCUGCUUUUGCCUCUACGCCUGCUGCCGCUUUGGGGAUUCGCAAGCUCUGGAAAAGAUCCAGGUUUCUGAGGGCGGCCCUAUCGUCCUCGUUGAGACUGCCACCAGGUCUUACAAGACUGCUACCAGCCAGGAGAAGAAGACCACCUUCCUGCCGCUCCUUGCUCUGGGCAUCGGUUUGGAGACUGAUUAUCCAUGGGCUUGUGGUUGGGAAGAAGCUCGGGAGGUCCUACCUCCCAAUUGCCAAUGGGCCCUGCCUGCCUACUCCUGGAACACCGGCAAGUUUCUCAACCGCGCGCUGAGCACAGGUGAGGCCAGCUUCUGUCUUCGCGAGAUCUUGGCGAACGGUGGCAUAGACCCAUCAGAGUGCUGGAAAGAUCGCCGUCUUAUUGGCCACCAUGUUGAUAAGAAUGCUGCUUCUCCUUUGUGCUACUCUCGAGAUGAAUGCACGCGACUGGCUGCCUUGGUUUUCGGCGUCCUUCACCUCAUCCGCGCAGGAGUUCUCGACCCGGACCUCUCUAGAGUCAUGCGCUUGAAGGCCCUGGUGGAGCAAGGCGAGACUUUGGACCGCCACACGGUGGUCGAAGGCGAUGAGCCGGUGUCCGAAGUAGGAUCGGAAGAUUGCGCCUCCGAAGACCUGGAGGACGAGCCGGACGAGCUGAGCUCCGACCUCCCGGGCCUGCCACAGCCAGUGGCCCCAGACGAGGAGAUCGUAAGGCAUGUCCUUUCAGGCAUUUUGCAUUUUAAGAUUUCAGAGGAGCGCCUUAAGUGCGGAAGAGUCCUCAACAGCAACUACGUAGCACUCGAGGGGGACAUCCUUCCGGACCUCCAUCCACAGUGCAGUCAAUGUUUGGGCAUCUGA